UGGAAGGUGGAGUGGCGAGGGCUUGACUUGCACAGUCUGCCUUCUCCCCACAGGAACGCAAAUGCUUGCCCAGAUGGUCUGAGAAUGAACUCAAGUUGCCUUUAGGAAUGGCUGCGAAGCCCACACCUGGAAAUCCCCCCUCCCUGCCCCUCCACGGCAGGUUGCAGUUGGGAGAUUCUACAGUCAUUAGAGGGAAGAGCCGGGAGUGAGCCACUCACUAGCUCGCCAGCGCUUGGUGGGAAGCAGCAGGAUGGACGUGGUCGACAGCCUUCUUGUGACUGGGAGCAACAUCACUGCCCCCUGUGUCCUCGGGCUGGAAAACGAGACUCUUUUCUGCCUGGAUCAACUGCAACCUUCAAAAGAGUGGCAGCCUGCCGUGCAGAUCCUCCUGUAUUCCUUCAUAUUCCUUCUCAGCGUGCUGGGGAACACGCUGGUCAUCGCCGUGCUGAUCCGGAACAAGAGGAUGCGCACUGUCACCAACAUCUUCCUGCUGUCCCUGGCCGUCAGCGACCUCAUGCUCUGCCUCUUCUGCAUGCCGUUCAACCUCAUCCCCAACCUGCUCAAGGAUUUCAUCUUUGGGAGUGCUGUGUGCAAGACCACCACCUACUUCAUGGGCACCUCCGUGAGUGUUUCCACUUUCAACCUGGUGGCCAUCUCUCUGGAGAGAUACGGUGCCAUCUGCAGACCCUUACAGUCCCGCGUCUGGCAAACAAAGUCCCAUGCUUUGAAGGUCAUCGCUGCCACCUGGUGCCUUUCCUUUACCAUCAUGACUCCGUACCCCAUUUACAGCAACUUGGUGCCUUUUACUAAAAAUAACAACCAGACAGCGAACAUGUGCCGCUUCCUGUUGCCAAGUGAUGCUAUGCAGCAGUCCUGGCAAACAUUCCUGCUACUUAUCCUCUUCCUUAUCCCUGGGAUUGUGAUGGUGGUGGCCUAUGGAUUGAUCUCUCUGGAACUCUACCAAGGAAUAAAAUUUGAUGCUAGCCAGAAGAAAUCUGCUAAAGAGAAGAAGCUGAGCAGCAGCAGCAGUGGCCGAUAUGAGGACAGUGAUGGCUGUUACUUGCAAAAGUCCAAGCACCCGAGGAAGCUGGAGCUUCAGCAGCUGUCCACCAGCAGCAGAGUCAAUCGCAUCAGGAGCAGCGGUUCUGCUGUCAACCUGAUAGCCAAGAAGCGGGUGAUCCGGAUGCUCAUUGUCAUCGUGGUCCUCUUCUUCCUGUGCUGGAUGCCCAUCUUCAGUGCCAAUGCCUGGCGGGCAUAUGACACUGUCUCGGCCGAGAAACACCUCUCAGGGACCCCCAUCUCCUUCAUCCUGCUCCUCUCCUACACCUCCUCCUGCGUCAACCCCAUCAUCUACUGCUUCAUGAACAAACGCUUUCGCCUGGGCUUCAUGGCCACCUUCCCUUGUUGCCCCAAUCCUGGUCCCCCGGGGGUGAGAGGAGAGGUAGGGGAGGAGGAGGAUGGGAGGACCGUAGGGGCAUCGCUGUCCAAGUACUCCUACAGCCACAUGAGCACCUCUGCUCCAGCUCCUUGAGCUGGUCCAGCAGCAGGAGGGGGGGCACGGGGAGCAAGGAAGAGAAGGAAAAGGAGGAAGAGGAAGCAAGGGUAAAUGAGAAGGAAGACCCAUUUCUCACAAGGACUCCUCAAUGUCUGCUUUUCAUCCUUGACAAAGUUCCAGGAGGAGGAACUCAAGGCGAGGUUGGGAAAACGCUAAGACAUUUUCCAUACUGUUCACUGUGGGAGAAGCCUCAGUGGGUCAGGGACAGGAGCUCCACGGAGCUCAUGCUACAAAUAUCACUGCCAAGUCCAUGUUCAAAAUGGAGGUGUAGACCUUGAGGAGCUGUAGAAUUUUCUGGAACCCCCAGUGAGGUCUCUUCAGAGUGGCACGCUGCUAUGCUCUGUUUCUCCUGCUCCUGCAGAGUUCCGCUCGGGACCUUCCUCCCCAGGACUCCCGGCUACUUCUCAUGCAUACCACAAAGCCAUGCUUUCUCAUGGCCACCAAGGCCUGCGGAGCACACUUCCUCUGGCCACUUCUGGAUAUUGGGAUAGUCUGAUACUUCUUAAGCUUGAGGUCGGUCAGGCACACUCAGAGGUGAAAGUUUAGGCCAUCAUCAGACAAGCAAAAAGAAUGUGUCUAAAAGACAGGCUUUAGAAGUUUUAUUUCUACAGGCGAAAAAGUGUGGAAACGGCUAAAAAAAAGUGUCUUCUGUCAGCGUUGCAGAAGGGAUGAUCUGUGCGGUCAACUCUCUGUGUCCUAACACACACGACUUUUUUUGUUAACCUUAACUCAAUUUCUUAUGUUUACUGUAUAUCCUCCUCUCCAGAAAGACCUUCAGGUAAGAAGAGAGAUAUAUACACCUGGGCAAGGAUGGGAACACAGAGAGUCAGGUCCCGAAGAAAACUGGCAUGCUGGGACUCGGUUAAAAAGGAGCUUUAAAUGGCAAAACUGUGUAUGCUUUUACGUGCCAUCUGUGUAGCUCUCGGCGUGUGUGUGUGUGUGUGUGUGUGUGUGUGUGUGUGUGUGUG
Messenger RNA from Psammomys obesus (fat sand rat), 2523 nucleotides. It is a transcript of the gene Cckar, whose product is annotated as cholecystokinin A receptor. Bases 251 to 1531 code for a protein of 426 amino acids. Lineage: Eukaryota; Metazoa; Chordata; Mammalia; Rodentia; Muridae. Gene Ontology annotation, biological process: neuropeptide signaling pathway. The transcript has 5 exons. Gene Ontology annotation, molecular function: neuropeptide receptor activity; cholecystokinin receptor activity; gastrin receptor activity. Gene Ontology annotation, cellular component: membrane. The record is from RefSeq and is a predicted model, not a curated record.